Messenger RNA from Scedosporium apiospermum, 1221 nucleotides. RefSeq names its product Branched-chain-amino-acid aminotransferase, mitochondrial. Bases 1 to 1221 code for a protein of 406 amino acids. Gene Ontology annotation, molecular function: branched-chain-amino-acid:2-oxoglutarate transaminase activity. Lineage: Eukaryota; Fungi; Ascomycota; Sordariomycetes; Microascales; Microascaceae. Gene Ontology annotation, cellular component: mitochondrion. The record is from RefSeq and is a predicted model, not a curated record. Gene Ontology annotation, biological process: L-leucine biosynthetic process; L-valine biosynthetic process. The transcript has 2 exons.
AUGGCUCCCUCCGCCCUCGCAACCCCCGCGGCGACCGCCGCCGCCCCCUCCAACGGCGUUGCCAAAUCCACCCCUGCCUACGCCGAACUCGACGCCUCCAAACUCACCUAUGAACGCACCAAGUCCCCUCGUCCCGUCCCCACCGUCGAAGCCGCCACCGCCAGCUCCGACUCCAUCUGCACCGACCACAUGAUCACGGCCACCUGGACCGCCGGCACCGGCUGGGCCGCCCCCCAGCUCAAGCCUUACGGCCCCUUCUCCCUCAUGCCCACUGCCUCCGUGCUCCACUACGCGACCGAAUGCUUCGAGGGUCUCAAGGUCUACCGAGGCCACGACGGCCGCCUUCGCCUCUUCCGCCCGGACUGCAACGCCCGCCGAAUGGUCAUGUCGUCCACCCGUAUCUCCCUCCCCGGCUUCCCCCCCGAGGAGCUCGAGAAGCUUCUCAUUGCCCUCCUUGCCGUCGACGGCCCCAGGUGGAUCCCUAAGUCCCGUCCUGGAACCUUCCUCUACCUCCGCCCCACCAUGAUCGGUACCCAGUCCCAGCUCGGCGUCAUGGCCUCCCGCGAGGCUAUGCUCUACAUUAUCUGCACCUUCAUGCCUUCCCUGGAUUCUCCCGCCGGCGGCCUCCGCCUUAGGACGUCUCCCGAGGACAUGAUCCGCGCCUGGUCCGGCGGCUUCGGCUAUGCCAAGGUCGGUGCCAACUACGGUCCUUCGCUCCUCGCUACCGCCCUUGCCAAGGAUGACGGCUUCCAUCAGAUUCUCUGGCUGUACGGCCCCGAGGGUCUCUGCACCGAGGCCGGUGCCAGCAACUUCUUCAUCCUGUGGAAGCCCCGCGAGGGCGGCAAGCCCCAGCUCGUCACUGCCCCUCUCGACGACAAGAUCAUUCUUGACGGUGUCACCAGGAGGAGCGUCCUUGAGCUCUUCAGGGAGAGGUGUCCCGAGAUUGAGAUUGUUGAGAGGAAGUAUACCAUCAAGGAGGUUGAGGAGGCUCACGAUGAGGGCAGGAUCCUCGAGAGCUUUGCCGCGGGCACUGCUUACUUCAUCUGCCCCAUCUCCGUCGUCAACCACCGUGGAAAGAACCUCGACGCCCCCAUGGGCCCCACCGGCGAGGGCGGCGAGUACACCCUCAAGGUUAGGGGAUGGCUCAAGGACAUCAUGUACGGCGGUGAGCCCCAGCACAAGUGGGCCGUCAUCAUCCCCGAGGAGGGUGAGGAGGCGUAA